This is a messenger RNA of Hermetia illucens (black soldier fly), 5423 nucleotides long. RefSeq lists its product as uncharacterized. NCBI's taxonomy places the organism in Eukaryota, Metazoa, Arthropoda, Insecta, Diptera, Stratiomyidae. The transcript is spliced from 2 exons. The record is from RefSeq and is a predicted model, not a curated record. Bases 328 to 5121 code for a protein of 1597 amino acids.
CAGUUAGAUAGUACUAUUAUUGAAAGUAGUUGCAGGUUAUGUGGAAAGAUUUUGGUGGUACUCGAGCUACUUUAGAGAUGAAUAUUUUCAUUUGAAAUACUGUGUUUUAUGGAGAUCUGAUGGCGAAGUCAUGCUAUGUUUCCCGCGUAAAGUUGUUUACUUAAUUCAAACGUGUUGUGAGAUUAACAGCAAAAAUUAGAGGCAUUGUCAUGACAGUGCCAAUGUGAAUUCAUCCAAGAAAGCUUUAUUGCAACAACUUUAAAUUAUUAGGGGAACUAUUCCGUCACGUUUUUUUUGCGGGAGAUGUGAUCGAUUUCAAGUCACUUUAUGUCGCACCAGAUACCUUUGAAGCGAUCAAAAAGCGAAAGUGAUAAUAAAGAAGACUUCGUGAACCAAACUUUUGACAACAAAUGCAUCCCCAGCACAGGAUUGAAAUUAGCGCAACAUGGAGUCGAAUAUCAGCUGCUUCUACUAAGCUUAUGUUUAUGGCGAGUCAUGGGGAAUAACAUUUCUGACUUUCUCUUAGCAACUGAACUACCCGAAGCAGAGAAGUUUGACGAUGUUGUCAUUAAGUACCAGCACGAUUAUCAAUCGUUACUCCGUUUCCUCCAGGCUAAGCACAAGGAGGCACCGCGUCCAACUGACGCACCUGAUAAGAUCACCCUCGCCGACUUACUCACACCGGACGAAACCAAAGAAUACAGUCUCUUGAAGUAUUUCCGUUCAUUCGUGAAGAUUCAACAAAAGUGUUCUCAAGAUCCAGUUCCUGCUUUUUUAGUAGGAGGGAACAUUCUGGAUUUCAUACUCUUAACAAACAUUGAUCUCGCUGAGGGUUUGAUUGUACAAUAUUUUGAAGUCGAUAAUGUGAAUUGCUUGGAAGACGAUUUAGUAUUCGGAGUUCCAACUCAGCAAGUGAAGAAGCUCAAAAUAAAAGGAUUGGACAAUGAACUGACGUGUGAAUUGGAAGUUCUUCUGUACACUUGCUCGGACUUUGAUGAGUUAAUUGAAAACCUCGCCGACUGUUUACUAUUUCAACAAAGAUUCGACGGGACGUCAUGGAUCUUCAAGGAGUACUAUUAUCCUCUGGUGAAACAUGUGGUCGAAUUCAGAAAGGAACCGAAUCAAGCAACCAGAUAUUAUGGGAAAUUUUGCGAUAACUUCAAAAUUGCUAAUAGCCAACGCCCAGCUGAGAUCAAUGAGUUCAGGGGAGCGUUGACUAAAGAGGUAGCAUUUCGGACAAGCGAUUACAAGGUAAACAUCUUAAGUUCUUCGGGCGGUGGGUUACUAUCGCAAAGUGAUACUAAUAGGAAGAGGAAAAGCAGCACUGACAAUUCUCAAUUAAUAAAAAAACUGCAACAAUUCGCUGAUCAACUAAAGUUCGCACUCUAUCCAGCUAACAGUAUACCUCCAAAUAAACCUGGACUAACACCUGCUCUAUGCAAGGAUGAAAAAUUAUUAAAGGAAGUAAUUGAUGUUAAGGCGCGAAAACUUUGCGAUGAUUUCGUGAAAGGUCAUAAGAAAUUGAGUCAAAAAGCAAAACUGUUCCGGAAGAUUCUCAUUGACAAAGUGAUUGAUGAAAGUAUAGCCGAAAAAGAGUUUGAAAAAGUAUCGGAUUGGAUAUUCCCUACCACUGAGGGAUUCGCUAAUCGAUUCCAGCCCAAGAGCAAUCCUCAAAUGGAAGACUUCGGAUUGUUUACAGAAGAGAUUGUGGAUUUGAUUGAAAAAAGUACAGCCCAUACUAUUGAAAUUACUGAUGUGGUUGGAACUGAUCAGUUCAGAAAAAAUAUUAUAGAAUUAGCCGGUCAUGCUAUUGUGAAGGUCUCCACAUGGUUUGAGUUUAGCGGUAACUUUAUUAGAGGUCGCUCACUAGCAAAGGGUCCCAUGAAAUUCCGGGACGCACUGAGAAAGAGUUUAGGACGAGGAAGGUUCCAUUCCAUCGAUGAGUACCGUUUGAAUAUCAAAUUGAAAGGCUUCACCAGUUGCGAGGAGGCCGUCCUACAUAGAAAUCUUCCCAGUCCAGUAACAAGCGAAUCUAUUGAUGAUUUCUACGAAAGUUUCCGUUUGAUUGUAAACUAUCCAAAUCGCUACGAACUUCGCGAACUGCUUGAAUCUGAGGUGAAGGAUAAAUAUCGAAAUUUAAACAGCAAAGCAUUUGUCGAUUCCUUUGUGCAAGAAAUGAAUCAAUGGAUGGCGCACCGGCUUGGAACUUUCUAUACUCCGAAAAAAGCGAAGACACUGCUGAGGCGAUUAGAUGAGGGCCUAUCCUGUUAUGAGCUAGAUGGAAUAAGUCAGUCUUAUUAUUUGGCUCUACCUAACAAAUAUAAGUUCGAAUGUAACGACUUAAUGGAGUCGCUUUUAGACUUUCUUCGGGAACUUAGCCCUGGUGUACUUUUAUUGAGGAUUGAAAAUUUGACUUUAGGCCGCGUUCGACUCAUGCAGGCUUUUUGGAAUUUGCAAGAAAGGUUUCAAAACAUGCAAAGUACGGAUGGUGAGUUACGGUUUUAUUUUUGCCAAUUUGGUAGCCUGUUUAUGACAAUUGAUCAUCUUUUGGAUGAGUCAUUCUGCAGAAAGCUUAGCAAGAGGAAUGAAGAUAAAAAUCAGUGGAAUCUUAGAGUGGUGGAAUGCUGGACUGAAUGCUUACCUGAAGCUGAGAAAUUAGGGCUAAUGUUAGAUUUACUUUUUGAACGAUCAACCCAAUUCUCGGUUGAAAGGAAAAUUAUUUUCAUUGUGAAGGAAGAUAUGUCAAAAAAACUCGAAUCAGCCCUGGCGUCCUAUUUCAUGCUAGCUAAAAAUACGAAUUUCAAGUUCUCCAGUUGUGCCUUCAAGACAAAUUUCAAGCAACUGCAAAUUUCUUCACAGGAUGAGCUUCUGAAAAAUGGACAAGUCCGGCUUCACGAACGCAACUGCCAAUUAGGGGCCAUAGUUAACCAGGCCAGUGUAGAUCUAAUUGAUGAAGCAACAUUAGCCAAGUUGGUUUCAGAUCGUGAUGGUGACAGCUAUUCAACUUGCAUUGGGAAUGUAACGCAGGACUUCGAACGAACUUAUGAUCCCGAUUACUAUAUGCCGCGUUAUAUAAAGCCAGUCGUUAUCGAAAUUGAUUCUUGUAAAAUACCAGCAGAUACUGAAGAGGACAGCUACUAUCUGCUGAAUAAGGAACGAGAAAAGGGAUCUGAUCUGUUAAUAGUCGCGGAUUCAAGAGGCAAAUUCGAUGAGAUAAGGGCCCGUCUGAUGGAAAGUCAAGACAAUUCUAUCCCGUACUCCAUUCACUGGGUUCAGGAAAUUUAUGGGCCACAAAGUGGAAAAUGGUGGAUGUGGCGCGAUUCUAUCGGAUCAAUUUCCAAUUUGAAGGAAUAUCGAAAAGAGCAGGCAAAAGUCUCCUCUCACAUGGAAGGAGAAUUUUUGGAAUUGGUGAAAGAUAAAAAAGUUGUGAUUUUGCAUGGAAUACCAGGAGCCGGUAAGUCAAUGCUCCUUGCAAAUCUUUUCACUCAGACAAUACAUAUUUCACAGUCUCUCUGGAAAAUUCAUAUCAACCUCAACCUUUACACCGACUUUUUCAAUGAAAGGAGAAAGGGAGCGAAACACCCAACAAAUAUGCCACCAUCUGAGUGUGGCGAGUUUUUGCUGCGAUUACUUCAAUCCAAUGGAGAUUCUGAGUUGAAAACACAAUUUGAAAUAAACUUGUUACGUGGAGUGUUUCGAAGAGAAGGUGCAGGAAAAAUCCAACUGAUGCUGUUCCUGGACGGAUUCGACGAAAUUAGUCCCACUUAUAAGGAAAUAGUUCUGGACUUCCUACAAUCAUCCAAAAACUGUUCGGGUAUUCGUCAAAUAUUCAUCACUACACGUCCCAGUUUCUGUCAAUAUCUUGAGGAAAAUUUACAAACGUUUGGAUUCGAGAUGCGGUAUUUGACUCUAGAUGAGCAAGUUCAAUUGCUUACUCUUUUUAUUAAGAAACGGAAUAUCCACAUGGAGCAAAAGGAAGUGUUUUCAUUGAUCCAGGAUUUAUCACGCGCUUUCAUUGGGAGGGAGAAAUUUACUGCGAUUCCUCUUCACAUUGAAAUGUUUGCUGAAGUAUGCGCUAACAUGAGCCGAGAGCAAAUUAAGAUAUGCUUUAAAAAUUGUGAUCCUUCUACACUAUAUGAGAUGUAUUUUGAAAUGAAAUAUAAGCUAUUCCGUGAGGAAAAGAUGCGUCUCAAUCCGACGAAUGUUUCCGGCAUAGAAGACUACCGGUACGCAUAUCGUGAUUUUUUAAUGAGGCACGAAAAGCUGGCCCUUUGGAUGAUUUAUUCUCGGGAGGAGGUCAUGAAAAUUGUGCGAUCUUUCGAGGAAUAUGAGGAAGAGGUGUUGAGUCUUUUGGAUGACAUUAAAGCGGGCAAGUAUAAAUAUGGAAUCGUGUUUGGCGUUUCCGGUAAAUUGCCGCAGUUUACUCAUCGCACAUUCGCGGAGUAUUUGGUAGCUCACUAUUUUGUUCGGCAAACAACAGGGGUCAGUAGACUAAGGCCAAACACUGUGGACUUUAUCGUGGUUCAAAUGAUCGGAGAUAUUAUUCACCCUUACCGGAUAUUUUUUGACAGUAUGAUGAGCAAAAAGCACUGGAAGCUUGAUAAAGACCAGGACCUUGAAGGUGUAUCAGGUCCGGCGAUCCUGAAUGCCCUCGUUGAAUCUUAUAAAAAGGAGGAGUGGGGGAUUUUCUCAUUUGUGUCGCAGUUUGUCAAAAAUGAUUGUUUCUAUAAAGUUCUUGAUAUCUGUAUGAAAGCCAUAGAAGAGUGCUUCAAUGAUAGAAGCUAUUUCGCACUUUUUGCGUUUUUAGUUAAAUGGAGAACAAAGCUGGUUCGGCUGAGUCCAAAAGGCCGAGCUAUUAUGAAAUUAUUUGAGAAAAAUGAGGUAGUUUGUUGGGAACAAAGAACGGAAUCGGAUUCAGUGUCUUAUUUCUGCAGUUUAUCUAGUGGCGAGGUAAUUAUCAAAACGAUACCCCGAUGGCUGGUGGAGGGUGAAGGCUUCAGCAUGAACUUUGUUGUACCAAAAUGGGGAGUUUCAGGAAGCAAUAGAGAUUUUGUAAUGCAUUGGAAAGAUCCGUCAUUGGCGGUCAGGGACCGUAUGGUAGCUGAUGAGUGGAGGACGUAAAAAUGGAGUAAAUUUCUGACAGACGUAGCGCAAAAUGUCGAUCUCAGCUUUAAUGAAUGUCUAAGAAGAAGAACGUGGUAGUAUUAUGUUAUGUUGGUUAAGAAUAAUUCAUCUACACGUUAAAGAAACAAUGCUUAAUUUGAUUUUAAAAUUGUGAAAGAUUAUGUGGAGGAAAGUUGAAUUUUAUGUUUCCCGGUUAGAAGUAAGACAACCAUGCUUGUUAAUGAAAUGUAUAUACAAUAUUACGCAAUGAACUGUAUGCAUUCAUUAUGCUAAAUAUAUUUUUUUAGUAAAAGUUUAAA